Messenger RNA from Lolium rigidum, 894 nucleotides. Its product is annotated as tRNA (guanine-N(7)-)-methyltransferase-like. The transcript has 8 exons. NCBI's taxonomy places the organism in Eukaryota, Viridiplantae, Streptophyta, Magnoliopsida, Poales, Poaceae. The record is from RefSeq and is a predicted model, not a curated record. Bases 20 to 871 code for a protein of 283 amino acids. Gene Ontology annotation, molecular function: tRNA (guanine(46)-N7)-methyltransferase activity. Gene Ontology annotation, cellular component: tRNA methyltransferase complex. Gene Ontology annotation, biological process: RNA (guanine-N7)-methylation; tRNA methylation.
AACGGAAGCGGAAGCCAGAAUGUCCUGGACGUCCACGGCCUCCCUGUGCUGCCGCCUCGUCCGCACCACCCCUGUCCGCCGCCACGCUCCACGCCAGACCUUGUGCUCCGCCGCGCGGAGUACCGACGCGGUGGACAGAGAGUACGCCGACCUCAACCUCCGGCCCCUCUACCCCAAUCGGGGCCAUCACCUUCGCAUCCGGCAGCACGUGAAUCCACUCAGCGCCUUGUUCGUUGAGCCCACGGAGCCGCCUGAAUGGAAGGAGGUGUUCGAGGACCCCCUUCUGCCCCUCAUGGUCGACAUCGGCUGCGGGAGUGGGAGGUUCUUGGUCUGGUUAGCCAAGAACUCCAGCGAAAGGCGGAACUACCUCGGACUGGAAAUCCGGCAAAAGUUGGUGGAGCGCACACAGUUCUGGGUAACAAAAUUGGGGCUUAGGAAUGUUUACUUUAUGUUUGCAAAUGCAACUGUGUCUUUUGAGCAAAUCGUGUCAUCAUACCCUGGUCCCUUAUCACUUGUUUCAAUACUGUGCCCUGAUCCUCACUUUAAGAAGAAGCAUCACAAGAGAAGAGUUCUACAGACACAAUUGGUGGAUUCAAUCACAAAGAACCUUUGUCUGGGUGGACGGGUUCUUGUACAAUCAGAUGUGCUUGAUGUAGCUGCAGACAUGAGAGAAAGGUUUGAUGGAUACUCAGAUGUGUUUGAGCAUGUUGAUUGUAUUGAUGAAGAUCUUCGGUGUGACACCCAAGGAUGGCUUCUUGACAACCCUAUGGGAAUACGUACGGAGAGGGAAAUCCAUGCUGAGUUAGAAGGAGCAACCAUAUAUAGGAGGAUGUACCAAAAAACCAGUUGUUUCUCCAGAUUACUCCAUUAGCUCAGUUGACGCAAGUGUUGAGG